This is a messenger RNA of Paramecium pentaurelia, 954 nucleotides long. The record is from the annotation of a GenBank genome assembly. Lineage: Eukaryota; Ciliophora; Oligohymenophorea; Peniculida; Parameciidae.
AUGAUCCAUUAACUAAAUAAUAUAAAUUCAAAAAUAUACUGUGAAUAUUUCAGAGAAUAUUUAGAAAUAUAAGAGUAUUUCUUUUAGAAUCCUAUAUAUUCUGAAUCAUACUAUGAUUGUUUGAAUUAAAUGUUUGCAAUAAUUACUAAAAAAGGUGGAUAAGCAUAGAAAAUAAAUAAUUCAAAUUACACUCAUAAAAUAAAUAAAGUUUAUGCUUGUAUAAAAAAUUCAAAAUUUACAUCUUCAAAAUUACUUAGAGAAGUUAGAAUAACUAAAAAUGGUUUAAUAUAAUAAAAAUUAAAAUCUUAAAAUAUUUCUUCUGAGAAAUUAUUAGAAUAUGUUGAGUUAAUACCUGAAAUUAUAAUGACUUAAGAUAUUAAAGGGAAAGAAUACAAAAUGGCAUUUGAAAAUUAGAAAUAAAAAUUGAAAUGGGUAUAUUUUGAUAAUUAUAUUGAUGCUCGAAAAGUAAGAGAUUUCUGUUAUGUUAAUGCUGCAAUAAAUAAUUUAAGAUACAAUUUAGCAGGUUUUAUUCAUUUUUUAAUAAAAAAUUUUAAUGAAAUGUGCAUAUAUUUUGUGUUAUAAAAGAUAACAAAAACUAGAUAAGAAAUGGAAAGAUUGUCAAUUAUUGAAUUAAAUUAAUCUUAAACUCUAUCUUUAUUUUCUCCUGGACUUCUAGCAAAACAAGACUAUGAAAUGAAAUAAUCAUUAUCAUUUUAGGAAAAUAGUAUUAAAACAUAAGGUUAAGAAAAUUAAUUAAAUCUAUUUAUCCAAAAAAUGGUAACAGAGUAUUUAGAUUAAAUAAUAGAUAAUCAUAUAGAAUUGAUUUAAGAUGCAAAUUUAGAAAAUGAUAAUGAAAUUUAAUCGGUUUCAUAUAUUUCUGUUUUCUAAUUAUCAGAUCAUCAUAAAUCAAAAUAUAUGGAAUAAAAUUCUAUUAAUUAAAUGGAUAUGUCAUGA